Messenger RNA from Penicillium verhagenii, 399 nucleotides. RefSeq lists its product as uncharacterized. The transcript has a single exon. The record is from RefSeq and is a predicted model, not a curated record. Lineage: Eukaryota; Fungi; Ascomycota; Eurotiomycetes; Eurotiales; Aspergillaceae. The coding region runs from base 1 to 399 and encodes 132 amino acids.
AUGAAGUUCGCAGGUGCCAUCCUCCUUCUUGCUGCGCUCAGCACAUCUGUCUUUGCCAGUCCCCAUCACGAUGACGAUGACCAAACAGUUACAGUGACCGACACUAUUACUAUCACUUCUACAGCCCAUGUGACUUACACCGAUUUUGUGUCCCGGCCUUGGAGAACCCACAAAGCCUCUACUUCUCCUAGGACCACACACACUCCAAGCACUUCAACCAGCACCAUUACAGUUCCACCGCCGGCCAGCACCCCGACUAUGAGUUCAACCAGCACGUCAACCAGCACGCUUUCUACAACCACCACAAGUUCUGGCUCGAAUUCCUCGGAUGGGUCUUGCAUCGCCAGUAGGUUUACUCAUGAUUACUUUGCAUGCGCACUCAAGCACUCUCCCCGCUAA